Tetrahymena thermophila SB210 is the source of this 360-nucleotide messenger RNA. RefSeq lists its product as hypothetical. NCBI's taxonomy places the organism in Eukaryota, Ciliophora, Oligohymenophorea, Hymenostomatida, Tetrahymenidae. The transcript has a single exon. The record is from RefSeq and is a predicted model, not a curated record.
AUGGUCUUUUAUUCAAAAUCUUUUUCUUUUACUUAUUAAAUUUUAAUUUCUUUUUAGUCUUUUUUUAAUAAAUUUUCAUUUAUUUCAUCUAACGAAAUAUCAGACUCACUGCUUGGUAAGUUAUCUAAAUCUAUUUUGUUACUUCCUAGUUCAUUUUAAUUUGAGUUUUCCUAGUUAUCAUCUUCAGUGUCAAAGUAUUAAGUAGUUAUUUCAUAUUCAAUUGGUUAAUUUUAGCUGUCAGAAUUGACAGCAGUCCAUUAAUUUAAUUUAUUGUCAUAAAAUUUCGAUUUUCUGUAUGCAGGAGUACAAUUUUGGCUAUCAUCAUUAGAUUAAGUCUAAACACCUUUGUCUUCCUUCUGA